CGCCGAGGCGGGCGCUGAGGCGGCGCCGCGCGAGCAGCAGCAGAGGCGGCGGCGGCCCCCAGCCCAGCCCGGCGCCGCCGCCGAGCCCGGGCCCCACGGUGCGGCGGCGCCCCAAGUUCCCGCCAUGAGCAGCCGGCUCUGGGGGCUCCGUGGCUCCGGGGACCCCCUCCCGGCCGAGCGCGACCGCAGCGCCCCGCGGCCCCGACGCGCCUAACGCCGCCGCUCCCCGGUCCCGCCGCCGCCGCCGCCGCCCGCGUCCCCGCUGCCGCCGCCUCGGCCGCCGCAGCGCCGCCAGCAGCAUGUCUCGAAGGAAGAUUUCGUCCGAGUCCUUCAGCUCCCUGGGCUCCGACUACCUGGAGACCAGCCCCGAGGAGGAGGGGGAGUGCCCCCUGUCUAGGCUCUGCUGGAACGGCAGCCGGAGCCCGCCCGGGCCGCCGGAGCCCCGCGCGGCCGCCGCCGCCGCCCCGGCCCCGGCUGUCUCCGCCGCCGCCGCCGCCGCCGCCACGGCCGGGGCCAGGAGGGCGCAGCGCCGGAGGCGGGUCAACCUGGACUCGUUGGGCGAGAGCAUCAGCCGCCUGACGGCACCCUCGCCUCAGACGAUACAGCAAACUCUCAAGAGGACAUUGCAGUAUUAUGAGCACCAAGUUAUAGGUUAUAGAGAUGCAGAAAAGAAUUUCCACAAUAUCUCUAACAGAUGCUCCUAUGCAGACCGUCCCAACAAAGAGGAAAUUGAAGAUGUCUCAGGAAUUCUUCAAUGUACUGCUAACAUACUAGGUUUGAAGUUUGAGGAAAUUCAAGAAAGAUUUGGUGAGGAGUUCUUUAAUAUAUGCUUUCAUGAGAAUGAGAGAGUCCUUCGAGCUGUAGGUGGCACGUUGCAGGACUUUUUUAAUGGCUUUGAUGCUUUGUUGGAACACAUUAGAACUUCUUUUGGAAAACAGGCCACUCUGGAGUCACCAUCGUUCCUAUGCAAAGAGCUUCCUGAAGGUACUCUUAUGCUCCACUACUUCCACCCUCAUCAUAUUGUGGGGUUUGCAAUGCUGGGCAUGAUUAAGGCUGCAGGAAAGAAGAUCUAUCGGCUAGAUGUGGAAGUGGAACAGAUUGCAAAUGAGAAACUGUGCUCUGAUGGUUCAAACCCAGGCAAUUGUAGCUGUCUUACUUUCCUUAUCAAAGAAUGUGAAAAUACUAAUAUCACGAAGAACCUUCCACAGGGAACCUCCCAAGUUCCUGCGGACCUCAGAAUUAGCAUCAACACCUUCUGCAGAGCCUUCCCUUUCCACUUGAUGUUUGACCCCUACAUGUCAGUCCUACAGCUGGGGGAAGGCCUAAGGAAGCAGCUCCGAUGCGACACUCACAAAGUGCUCAAGUUUGGUGACUGCUUCGAGAUUGUUUCUCCAAAAGUUAAUGCCACCUUCGAAAGGGUCCUGCUGCGACUGUCCACCCCGUUUGUGAUUAGGACCAAGCCUGAGGCUUCUAGCACUGAAAAUAAAGACAAGGUGAUGGAAGUCAAAGGACAAAUGAUCCAUGUCCCAGAAUCAAAUUCCAUUUUGUUCUUGGGCUCUCCCUGUGUGGACAAGUUGGAUGAACUCAUGGGCCGAGGGCUGCACCUCUCAGACAUCCCUAUCCAUGAUGCCACCCGAGAUGUCAUUUUGGUUGGCGAGCAGGCAAAGGCCCAAGAUGGCUUGAAGAAGAGGAUGGAUAAAUUAAAGGCAACUUUAGAAAGAACUCACCAGGCCCUGGAAGAAGAGAAAAAGAAAACAGUGGAUCUUCUAUAUUCUAUUUUCCCUGGCGAUGUAGCCCAGCAGUUGUGGCAAGGGCAGCAAGUGCAGGCCAGAAAGUUCGACGAUGUCACCAUGCUCUUUUCAGACAUUGUUGGCUUCACAGCCAUAUGUGCCCAGUGUACUCCCAUGCAAGUGAUCAGCAUGCUGAAUGAACUGUACACCAGAUUUGACCACCAGUGUGGAUUUUUGGAUAUUUAUAAGGUGGAAACAAUAGGUGAUGCAUAUUGUGUUGCCGCAGGACUCCACAGAAAAAGCCUCUGCCAUGCUAAACCCAUUGCUCUGAUGGCUCUGAAGAUGAUGGAACUUUCAGAAGAGGUGCUGACACCUGAUGGAAGACCAAUUCAGAUGAGGAUAGGCAUUCACUCAGGCUCCGUGCUGGCUGGAGUUGUUGGAGUGAGAAUGCCGAGAUAUUGCCUGUUUGGAAAUAAUGUCACUUUGGCAAGCAAAUUCGAAUCGGGAAGUCACCCUCGGCGCAUCAACGUCAGCCCGACCACUUACCAAUUAUUAAAAUGGGAAGAAAGUUUCACAUUCAUUCCUCGAUCCCGUGAAGAGCUUCCAGACAACUUUCCAAAGGAAAUCCCUGGGAUCUGCUAUUUUCUGGAGGUAAGGACUGGUCCUAGGCAGCCGAAGACUUCUCUUUCUUCAUCGAGAAUAAAAAAGGUUUCCUACAACAUUGGCACCAUGUUCCUCCGGGAGACGAGCCUCUGAGACCUGCUGCAGAUCAAAGACUCCUCCAAAAAGCACAAGCCCAGAGCAUGGGUCACCACUGGAGAGUGGAAAGAGAUUGCUUCUCUUUCACUGCUUUGUUGAGAACAAGCAGCGGAAUUUCUGUGUUAUGUCAGGCAAUAAUCCUAGAAAAAGGUGGGUGAUGACUGUCAAUAAAAAAACUGGAGGGCAGGGGAGAAAUAGGACGUGUCCAUCCAUCUGAGUGUUUUUGGUCAUAUCUAUAUUUUAAUUACAAGUAUGGGCCCCCUUUCACAACUAACCAAUAAAUAGAUUCUGUGUUUUCUUGUUUGUCACACAUACAGGUAUCUUUCCCUAUAUAUUUGUAUCACUUUUGAGAGCCAGUUUUGAUUACAUAUUCCUACAUUUAGUGAGUUGGUAUGUGAGGAAUAUUUUCUAAUUUGGUUUUUCUGAACAGACAUUUCAUAUGUAUAUCACGGCGGUGUGGUAAACUUCCCAGCAGGAAGAACUGUAACUCAGCAAAAUAUUUUAGGGAUAUUACCUAUUUUUAUACACAUUUCUUCUUCUAGAUGAUUACAUUUCACACAACAUUAAUAGAUUUUCAGAAUCUGCUACUGUAUAGUUGGUAUAUUAUGUGACUCUAACCUAUUAAUCUAAUAUUGUUUCACUUGUUUAGAGAAAUUAGUGCUUGGACUGAGAAUACAUAUAACUAAGGAUUUCAGAUGCUGAGAAAGCAUUGUUUGUCUGCUUAGUAAAUAUAUCUUUUAGAUUUAACUAAUGUAGCAUGGAAUCCAGAGGAAAUGGAAUUUCCUAAUAGCAGAUAUAUCUGUAACCAAAAUUAAGGAAAGGUCUUUUUGCCAUCUUCUGACAAAUAUGGUUAAAAUGAAAUGCUCUGCUACAUUGGACCCUUUUCAAUUUAGCACUUAUAAAUAUAGGUAGUUCUUGCAACAUACUAAAGUGCAUUCUGAUAAACAGAAUCCUACUAAAUGACAUGUUAGUACUCCCCCUCCCCUUCCUUGUUGGAUGCCUGCUAAGGGUUAACUGCCACUCUCGGGCGCAGAUCCCUGAAUAGUGGCAUUAGUGAGAAAGAGGUGCAGGACAUGUUGCCAAGGAUGUUGUUUCUCCUUGCAUGAUAAAAAGCAAGGAUAAACUUGUAUUUUAUGACUUUGAGAUAAAAAAAAAAAUGUUCUUCUGCAGUUUGAUUGAUGUGGCUUUUAAAUUCAGUGAAUCACCUUCAUGAGCGCUGAACUAGGUCUAACCUUUAGACCUGGUAAUCACCAUAGUUACCAAUAGGCUUCCAUCACAUGUUUGGCUAAAAUGAAGACAUGUUCCCAUUAAUUAGCACUGCAUGAAAAUGUAGUUACAGACUCACUCUGAAAUUAGGAGCACAGUGUGUCCAGAGUUUUCCUAUUUUGGAUCAGAUAUAAAACCUAAAUUUCUAUUGAAUUUCAUGAGCUGGAAGCAUUUGUUUCCUUGAAACCUUAGAGUGGCCAUUUUCUUACUCCAAUAGGUAUAGUCAUUGGUAACUUAUGUCAACUGAAAGUAAUGUUUUUCUUUUUCUGGUCAGAGAUUUUGGCUACAUUAUGAUUUGGUUAUGAUAUAACUCAGCUAAGGAACAUACUAACUAGCAUCCAAUGUAGUCUAUGAGGCUUAAUUAGUGUUUUUAAGUUCUCUAAGUGUGUAGCUAGAAAACAUUUAUAGAUAUGCAAAGUAUUUGUUAUAAUGAGGAUCACUUUUAUAAUUGUUGAACUCUAUUCUCACCCUGGGGCUUAUGAGGAUGCUAGUGCAACACUCGUCGCGUGGAAACAAGACCUAGACCCCGAGCUCUCUGAGUCCUUGCCUGUCCCUCUCUUCCCUGGGUCUAGGUCUCUGUUUUGAACCACGUGGGGGUGAGAAGACCAGGGUGUUUACAGGAGGCUGUGUAGGCUGAGGACAGGGUGCUCUCAUGGGGGUAAUUACUCAGAAAGGAAUCUUUUCAGGGGACUGGGAGAUUAACCCCCUUCCUUCACAGGGAAUAGGGAGGAGGUUUACAGUCAAUGUGGACAGACCAGGCUGGGAGCACCUAAAUACUCAUGCCAAGUUAGGAAAUACCUUAGCUGUGCUGAGAGGGGUUCCUUAUAGCAUGGGAGUAUGGGGAGAAAACCAAGCUCACUGAAGUCAUUUAUCCUUAUUCUGCACAGUAACCUAGAACUUAUUAUGAUGUAGUAAAUCAGUAAACAUUUUGGUGGUAAACAAUGUGUUUUGUAACCAUAAGGCUGAACAAGACUUCCAGGAAUCAUCCAAUCUAUUUCUCUGCUUUUUGUAAAGAUUUGUCUCAACAACUAUUGUAAACAUAUGAUUAUUCUUUCUAUAGUUAAGAUUAUCUAUGGGAAGCAUAUUUUAAAAGCAUCAUUGAAAAUCCACUUCAUUAUCUGUUAAUUGGUAAUAAGACCCAAGACAUGAAUUGUAUAUACAUUCAGUUUGUCAGAAGAAUAACAAACUCUUUCUUAGUUUAUAUGAUUUUACUUAGAGAAGAAGUAGCCAUUUACAUUGUCACAAAUGUCAGAAUGAAGAAUAUGCCAGAGAACUAUUAGACAGGAUGUAAACUACAUUUUUCAUACAAUAUAAUCUAAAUGUAUCUUUGAAGCUCUAGUCUGAGGCAGUGGUCUAAUCUGUUACUAUUUUGCCAACCUAGUACAGUUUAUUAUUAUAGUUACACUGUUGCUAUAUGUGUUUGCAAGGUACUGUAUAAAUUAACUCAUUCUAGCUGCAGUCAUAGAAUUUAGAAGCUGUGAAAAAGUAUUAUGUUUUUAUUUGUCCUAUAUGAUAUAGUCCACAUAUCCUCCAUUAGGAAUUGUGACAAUAACAAUGGGUGGUGGUUGGUAUUUCAUUUGACUAAUAUCUAUACAGUAUUCUCACCUACAAACUAUUACACACAUCGUGCAUUUUAGAGUGUCAGAUUAAAAUGAAUUUAAGUGGAUGUCCCAUUAGAAAUCAAGUGGUAUUAAAUUGGGAAAAUGGCUUAAACCCACUCUAAAAGUGAUAUUUUAAGAUAUAAUUUUGUACCUAUACCUCCUCUGUUUUAGUGUUCUUUCAAGCAACUAAUUUGAAGAAGUGACUUUAUGACUAGCCAUGAGUACCAAAGCUUCAUAUUGGCAGCAGAAUCAAGUUAGAAACCUCCAUAUGCACCCAAAACAUAUUGCACAGUAUGUGCUUUGUGAACUUUAAUAAAUAGGUAACAUUAGCCAUAAUAAAAAGAAUAAUACUCAAUGCCUGGAUAACUCAUAUAGUUGGGUCUCUUGGCUGUGUAGUAUGGUGUGAAUAAGGGAGAGAAGAUAUAGCUUCUAGGUGACAGGUGACCCAACUGUCUAAAAUCUUCCUCAAUAUUCGUCUAUUCUCUUAUAUUUUAAAUUAUUUUGGAUUUCACCUUUAAUACCUAAUUAUGUAUGGAGUCCAGUGAGCUAUGACCUAUUGUGACUCUGAGACAGGCAUGGAUGCCUGAGACUUGAGAGUGUGUCUGUGGAUUCACUGCUGCAAAUGUGAACUCUUGUGGUCUCACACUUGUUCCUCUUGUUCAGUGACAAGAGUAUCAGGAAUGUAGUGUUUUAUUGUGAAAGUGCAAAAGUGUGUGCCUCUCCAGGAAAAACAGAGCAAAACAGGACAGCAACUUAAACAAAAUUUUGUUCACAAGUGCAGCAAGGCUUUUAAUUUUGCAAAUUCCUCCAGAGUUCCAACAAUAAAGCAAAAUUAAAUUGAUAGAUACAAAAGGCAAAGCCACAGAGAAUUUGGAAAACCACCAGGCUCUGUGUUUUGUGCAGAAUCAUAUUGCUACCAAUUGAAAUAGUGUAUUUGAGGUUGUGAGGUAUCAAGAGUGAGCUCAAGAUUAUGACCAUCAUUAAAUGUAUUUAUUGAUGCCUCCUUGAACUCCUGGCUUGCUGAGGGCAGGUGUUGUGGACCAUCGGGGUAGAGAGUAAAACUUCUACACUUAGAUUUCUGUCUCAUCAUGCAUUUUGAGCACUACUUAGCCCAUGCCCAGGCCCUCUCUUACUCCAUGCUGUCACUGGAAACCAUCUCCCUCCCCACCCCCAAGCCUGGACUCAUCAAACACCAUCUUCUCUGUACCCCUGAACCUAACAUGGCCACCAAAAGAGUUGCUGUUGCCUGUUUCAGGCAGAGAGGAAGACCUACACAACUCCUGGCCCAAGGAACAAUGCACUUCUGAAGUGAACUAACCAUUCUCAGUUGUGCUGGGGCGUGGCUUACAUCUGCAGCUUCUCCCUCUGCUUUUUCUUCAAAAUACAAUCUGACUUCAAGCACUUGGUGUAACUUCUCUGAAUGUUCCUUCAGAAUCAAUUAUCCAUGACUCUGAAUAGGCUUUGGGUGGCACCAGAUGCCUUUCAGCCAACAAUACCCAGAAACUCAAGUCUAAGAACCAAGCUCUAUAUUACAGCCUGAGUAUUUAUAUUAUUAGAUUAUAGAUCUUCAACUACAAAAAUUAUGUCAUUUCAGAGGUUCCUACAAGCAUACCUUAUUAGGUACCACCUGAAAAACAUGAUGCAUGAGAGACUAAAUUAUUAAGGUUUGACAUAUUGCAGGCUGAGUGGUGAUUCUUUAUGGGUAGCUCUUGAUACGAAUGUACUUAAACUCACAACCAGCUGAUUUAAAAUACACGCAAAUUAUGUUGACGAGAUUGAACAAAUUUUAUUGUUAAAUGGGUAAAUUGACCCCAGCUUUGGACUCAAUUCAGGCUCCUCAGGUGGUGAAUGAAGAACACUGAUAUUAUACACAGAUUAACAUAAAUCUUGUCAGAGUAUAUUGAGAUAGUGUGCAAAAUUCCUUCCUCACACUUGAUUCAAACAAUUGAAACCUAAAUAUUAUUGUCCUGCCACCUUUCUAUUUCCUUUAUUCCUUUGUUCUUUCUUUCCUUCCUUCUUCCUUUUAUGAAAAAAGAGAGUCAUUGAUACAUUUAUAACACAGGAAGAAUCACAGUUCAUCUCAUGUUGUAAAAUAGUUUUAUAAAGUAAUGAAUAUUCUUAGUUUGAGUGUGUGUUGAAGGUAGAUAUUACAUAAUUAAAAGGAGUGACAUUUUAGAAGGACUUGGGAUGUAGAGAAGUAAAGUUUGUGUCUUUAUUUCUAAUGUGUGAUGACCAGACCACAGCUUCAGUCAAGUGCCUCAUUGCCAUCCCAUACUUAUUAAGAAAUGGUCCUGCUCAAUGGUUCAACUCAUCAGCUUGGCAGUGUCUGGCUGCCUUCAUAAGAAUUACCUAGGAAGGUUUUAAGAAUACAAAUUACUAGGUUUUACCUUCAGAGAUUUGGAUUCAGUAGAUUUCAGGUGGGGCCUAGGCAUGUGUAUUUAGAAAAUCACUCUAGGUAAUGCUAAUAUACAGCCAGAUUUGGGAAUCAUUGAAGAGUACUCAAAUAAUCCCAAUUACUGGAAAUAAAUACAAGUUGACUGAGAUAGCAAUAUAUUAUUUGUAGUUAUUUUGAAAAGCUAAAUACCCUGGGCUUCAUAGCAUUAUUUCUUUCACAAAUUUUAAUUUUAGCUUUGGUUUCAAGUUUAUAAUCUGCCUUUGAACAUGAGUCUUCAAACUUAUUAGAGAUAGAAGUCAACACUGAUAAGCAUGAGGGAUGAAUAUUGCUCACUAUAGGGCUAUUAGGCACACUAGAUAUGGUACCAUUUUCUUAGUUACUGCUGGAGCUGUGCAGUGUAUCACAAUAUUUGCUGAUCCUCACCACCAAGAUAUAAACUAUGAACUUUUGGACAGAGAAGCAAAUGUCGAAGUGACAGCCUUGUUUCUGAAUGCUUCGAUUUUUAUAUUAUGAAAAGUCACCAACCUAAUACUUUGUCUCACUCUGUACUUUUCAUAUUGAAUUGUACAUUCGUCUAAAAAUGAUUUCCUAGCAAUAUCUUGUAACAACCUUUCAAGCAAUAAUUUAAGCAAUGGUGAUGAUGCCAUAUGAAACUUCCACUUCUGUGCACUUCAUAGAACCUUUAGGGAAAUAGAAACAUGUUUUCCAUAAGCAAUAAUAUAGCUAGUGUGAACUUUUAAAAGAUACUCACCGUUUACGACAGCAAAAUGAGCAGCAGUUGAUGACUCAGAUAUAAAUUAUCUGAGCAAAUAACAUGCUUAAUAAUCUAUCUCAUAAGUCAUUCUUUUGCACACAUGCUAUAAAGUAAUUAAUAUACUCCCAUCACAUUAUUUCUGUUGUAUAAUUUUUAAAAUACCUCUCAUAAUAUGAUUUAUAUUCCUCUUAAGAGAUUUGUGUGUGUAUGUAAUGUUGCCCAGAUUUUCAGAUCUUUGUAGUAUAUAAUAGUAAAGAGUAGUUAAGCAUGGAGAAAUGAGUAAAAGCAGAGCAUAGAUUGGGUGAGUUGACUGAGAAAGUACUCUUUGCAAAAAUAUAGAUGGGUCUUCAGACAAGUUAAUUAAUUCAAAUGUUGGUUUGAUAAAGUCAGAAGACGAAUGAUUAAAGAUAAAAAGAGCUCAUUACCACUGUUUUCUAUGAUGGCAAGUGUUUAGUAAGUAUAAUAGUACUUUGGCUUCAGAAUAUGAUUGGUUGAAAGUCAUCUGUGGUAUAAUUAAUAAACAUCUGAAAAUGAUCAUGUAGUCAUAUUGAAGAUAACCUGCCCUUCUCAGCUGUUUUGAUGAUAGUGCUAAAACUUGCAGAUUUCAAAAUGGAUAAUUCAUAUUUUUAGUCUCAUUAAAAUAUAAUUUUAAUCAAAUGUGGCAUAGUCAAUAAUAAUCAUCCCUUUAAUAGUUAAAUUACCCCUCCAUCAUUUAGGAUAAUGUAUUAAGAUUACAGCUAAAAGCAACUGGUAAACUUAUGUUACACUGAGGAGCUUCUAAGCAUCAGAUUAUUAUUUAGCAAAGUCGUAUAAGCUUAGGAUCCAUUCCUAAGCAUCUAAAUGAGAUUACAGCUCCUCUUAUUGCUGAGCUGGGUCAACUCCCUUCUAAUCGUGAAUCCAACCCCGACCACAAUUGGAAUGGUGUGUGAGUUGGCUAGUAUUUUUACCUUCUUGUUACCCGUGGCAAAACUCAAGUUAGCAUCCUCUUCCCCAUAAUUCAGAAAAUUUCCCUAUAAAAAUCAAACAGGAUUGUUGUUUCACUGAGAAAGAUUUUGACAAUUAUCUUUUUGUAUAUUAUUGGAUGCUUAACUCUUAAGAAGCUUGCUUUUUAAUUUUUAAUAAAUAAUGAAAAAUACUUAAUUUGAAUCCAUUAAAUUAUAGUGAAUUUAUCCUCUCAGUUAAUUCAUCUAGUUGCUGAUCAGAUCAUUCUUCAUAUUAGACUUAAGCGCUGUUGGUUAUUAUUUGAAAGCAGCAGCAACAAGAAAAACUAGGUGGCAAGCCUAAGUAAUAGCUUGCUUCUGGUUCUUUCGAUACAAAUUUUAAAAGUAAAGGAAUCGGUUUAUAUUCAUUCUUCCUCUGUGGCUUUUUCACUAUUUGGAGAUAAAGAAGGGAUUCUACUAAAUAUAUUUUUACUAUGGUCUAUUAAAUGUAAUUAAAUUUAAGCAGGACAGCAAUGUAUUAAUUGAGGUAAAAUCAGAAAUGUGCAAAAUUGCUUCUUCACACCACCUCACUUUUUAAAGACAAUUUCUGCCAUUUUGCUGCCUGGCAAUCAUACAUCAGACUGAGGACACAGGGACAGAUGGAGAGAGUGGGAUGGACAGGAGUUUUAGAUGAGAUUGAACAAAGAGAUUUAAUUUUUUUCUUCAUGAAGGUAUAGAUACCCUUAAAGGAGAGGCAGUUUCUAUAGCAGACACCUCUUGUUUAAUGAAAGCCAAAUGAUUUAUCUGACUGCUGUUCAUUUUUAUUUUAAAAAGAAAAGAGAAAAACAUCCUUCACAAGCCAUUUUUGUUUUUUUUAGUAGUGUCAACCUCUCAGCAGCUGCACAUAUCAGUGAAACUGGGAUUAGAAACUCACAGAGCUAUAUAUAGAAAUUCUCUGAAGGUGACGGAUAGAACUAGUCUUGGUUACAUUGAUGAAGGUAAAUGAAAGUGUCAGAACAUCUGGACUGAAGGAAGAAAGAAGGCCAAAUACCAGCUCUGCCAUAUGUCACAGAAAAGCCUGCUAAAAUUAGCACAAAAGAACAGACUAUCAGUGUGCAAGUGAUAUUAAAACAAAACAGUUUUUUCCUUUUAUAACAUGCCUGGCUGAGCUAAUAUUCAGUGAGAAGAAUGCAAUUUAAUUUUAUACAUUCUUUUUCUGUUGUUCUGACAUUAUAGAAAUUACAUCUUUCCCUAGUUGGAAAAUUUAAUCAUAAAGAACAGGAAAUAUUUAUUCUAUGUCCUAAAAUCCGUAAAAUUAUUUCGGGGGCUAUACUAUACGCCAUAUGCUUCUUCACCUUGUUCUCAAAUUGGGCUUUGGCUGCUAGCAAAACAAGUGGUCAACUUUAGAGUAGAAAGAAGCCUUGAUGACCCCAGGUCUAUCCAUCUCAUUCAGGGAUGCUCCAGAGAGUUGGAGCUGGGGAGAGAGUCCCGCACAGCAUUUGAUGGGGUUCUGUGGGAGAGAUGAAGAUAUAUUCCCAGUCUUCUAAAAUUAAAGGUGGUUAGGUAGCCUCUUAUCAUCAUUUAGAAAUGUUUCACUUACAUGUAACUGGUUGAUUCAAGCAGAGUUUGUUGAGAACAGAAAUUUUAAAAGGAAGAAACAAACUGGAACAAUUUUUAAUCAGAAUUAUCAGUUAGCAAAAUAAUUUAGGACAAAAACUUGCUGUCCCAGAAGAGUCAACUUACUCAUAUCCAAAAGUCAGAAUGCUAGACACUUUUGAACAUUUUCUAAAUGUAUGGAGUUCUUCAUCACUGAGAAAAAAAAAUAAUUUUGUUUACGGAUUCCUUAAUGUUUUAUCCCCUGGAGAUAAAACGUAACUAUAAAUUACAUAAAAUUUUUUUCUCCAUGUUUUCAUUUGUUGCAGAAAAAAAUGUAGAAGAUGCCUUAAAUAAGACAAACUUACAGAUUGUGGCAUUGAGCCCUGGUUUGCAAAUUUGGCAGCAUCCAUUUACUUAAAAUAAUAAACUGGUUUUAAUAAUAUAAGGAUUAAAGAUAACAGUCCAACAAUACUGUAUUCAGACUUGGUCACAUUAAGAUAUAGAGCAAAGCAUCUCAAAUUAUACAGAAUGAAAUCUGUCAAAGUCAAUUUAUGUUUAAAGCCUUUGAACAACAAAUAUGAAUGUUUCUGUGUCGCCUCUAACAGGGAACUGUGCAUUUCCAUACCCACACUUCAGUUCCUCGAGCAAUUCUCUUAUUGCCUCCCAAGAAGCUUUCCUUUGUGGCCGAUAUCAUUAACUUUCAAGGCUAGCAAGAGAGUAUGGCUUUCUCCUGAGACUGGAGUGAUCUGGAUCAAUAUAUUUGUGUAUAACCACUUACAAGCCCUCCUGCCUUUUAACUUUUUUAGUUCAAAUCUCCAUGGUUAAAGUGAAGCAAAAUAUUGGAGCAGCCAGGCAGUUUAUCAACAACAUGAAACCUCUCUCCAAAUUUUAUUGGUAUAACUUGCCAUGUUGAAAUUAAAGCCUAACUUCGACUUGGAGUCUCAGAUAAAUUCUUUUGUAUUAUUUGACUAGAAAGUAUUAUCAAGAAGAAGAAAUUAACUCUUAUGGUAGAUCUCAUUCUGGCCAAGAAGGUCUAGAUAAACUAGAUGGCUGUAUAAUUAUCUACAAUAAUUCAGGGAAAUUUUUUUUUUAAUUCUUUACUUUUUGCUCUUGUUGUGCAAAGAUAAUUAUUAGUAGACGGCAGCCAAAAUUAUUAUUCCUAUCUUUUAAAUUUGUUUCAAGUGUGUCACCGGGCACUUGUAAAAUCCAUCCCUUUCAUUUGUUAUGUAACUCAAUGACCUGGAAUAAUGGGUACUCAGAACUU
Messenger RNA from Diceros bicornis minor, 12285 nucleotides. It is a transcript of the gene GUCY1A2, whose product is annotated as guanylate cyclase 1 soluble subunit alpha 2. Gene Ontology annotation, cellular component: guanylate cyclase complex, soluble. Gene Ontology annotation, biological process: response to oxygen levels; cGMP biosynthetic process. Gene Ontology annotation, molecular function: guanylate cyclase activity; heme binding. The record is from RefSeq and is a predicted model, not a curated record. Lineage: Eukaryota; Metazoa; Chordata; Mammalia; Perissodactyla; Rhinocerotidae. Bases 300 to 2486 code for a protein of 728 amino acids. The transcript has 8 exons.